Messenger RNA from Lotus japonicus, 1543 nucleotides. RefSeq lists its product as uncharacterized. Gene Ontology annotation, cellular component: cytoplasm. The record is from RefSeq and is a predicted model, not a curated record. The transcript is spliced from 5 exons. Lineage: Eukaryota; Viridiplantae; Streptophyta; Magnoliopsida; Fabales; Fabaceae. The coding region runs from base 139 to 1239 and encodes 366 amino acids.
AAUAGACUAAGGUACAUAGAUUUUUCACUUUAUGAGUUGAACGUUGUCGUUUACAUAACUAAACCCUAGUACCGCCCUCCCAUCAUCAGCAAGAAGCGCCGUUCAGCCGGUUAUCGGAAGAAGGAAGCGCCGUUCAGAAUGGGCGGUGCAGUUUUGCUCGGCAUGCCGGGGCCAUGGGCUGACGACUAUCGCGAACCUUCCGAUCCCUACACAACCAAAAUCGGAGGCCUCCCUGAUUGGCCCAUUCCCAUCAAUGGCGAUUUGCUCCGGUGCGGUGGUUGUGACUGCACACUCUGCCUUGUAGCACAGGUUUAUGCUCCACUCCCGUCAUCUCAGCAUCGCGCUCUUUUCGUUUUGGGUUGUCUUUCGCCGAAAUGCGGAACCCGCUGGCGAGUUUUUCGAGUUCAGAAGAAUGGUGACGAUGUGGAGAGCUUUAAGCACAGCGAGGUUCAGCUUCAAAAUGCUGAAUUGUGCGAAGAUGUUGAUGAAGAUGAAGGUGAAAUGGAUUUGGCGCAACUGGGCAAGGCGCUAUUUGAAGCUGGGACUUUGGCUGCUUCUAAUAGUAAAAGCAAGAAACCAAGGAGAAGAAGACAACACAAAUCCUCUGCUGCUUGUUCUCCAUGUACAGCAGCAGCAGCAACUCUAGUUUGUGAUGAUAAUCAUAUUGAUAUGCCAGUGGUUCCUUGCUUUUAUAUGUACACACAAGAAGAGCCAUCUACAGGGGAUCUGAGUUCUAUAUGCUCUAACUAUGCGUCGCUUUCUAUUAAGGAGAACAAAAGUGAUGUUGAGGAUCAUUCAGAACCAGAAGAAUCCUGGGAAAAGGAACGUUAUGAAUAUGAUAAAGCGUUGACUGCUGAUAGAACGUACCUCAAGUUCAAGAAACGUUUGGAUGCAUAUCCUGAGCAGUGUUUCCGAUACGCAUAUGGUGGGAAGCCAAUUUUAGCUGCAGCUGAUGAAAUAAACCCUGGCAGCUGCACGCUCUGUGGCAGACCAAGGCAAUUUGAGAUGCAGCUAAUGCCUCCGUUACUAUACUUUCUACAGGAAGCAGUUGAUGAGGACCAAAGACAGAUGUUGGAAAAUUGGGAUUGGAUGACCCUUAUUGUAUAUACGUGCUCUGAGAGUUGUUGUGAAGAGACUGAACUAGCGAAGUCCAAUAGUAAGGGGUGGAUUGUAGCAGAGGAGGCUGUUGUGGCUCAGAAUGAGGAAUCCUUGCCUAUUCAGCUUGGCUAUUUCUCGUGAUUGCUGGUGUUGGUGUAAGAAUACAAUAUGUUUCAUUUAUAGUGAAAGCUUGAAAAGUUUGCAAAUUUGAAGGAAUUGAGAAAAUUGUAGCUUAAUCAAAUAGAAGGAAAGUUAUGUUACUUAGUAUCGUUGUAUUCUACAAUGAAUGUCUGUUGAGAGUAACAAGGUAGAUGCUGCAUCCAUUACCUUCCAAAGGUCCUAUAGCUAGAGGUAUAGAGACAGAAAAACUACAAGUCAAAUCAUUGCAAGAGACUUAAAUUUAAGUGGUUGUUAAUCUCUAAAUUGAAUACAUGAUUGAGUUUUA